Messenger RNA from Klebsormidium nitens, 1512 nucleotides. The record is from the annotation of a GenBank genome assembly. NCBI's taxonomy places the organism in Eukaryota, Viridiplantae, Streptophyta, Klebsormidiophyceae, Klebsormidiales, Klebsormidiaceae.
GUGACUCUGCUCAGGAGUGCUCGAUUUUGGAAGAAAACUUCUCUGGAGUCUGAAGAAGGGCGCAGGGCGCACACGUGCUGUAACCCCUUCCUUUGUGCAGCAUUUGAGGCCGGUCACCAUCCCUGCGUAGGUAAUCUGGCGGGUAAAGGGCAGGUCUAGUCAUUCGCAGCGGACAAAGGGGCGGGGGGGGCGGGGGGCGUUUUGGCGGCGUGCUUCGCAUUUGCACCUUUUCCCUUGCAAUUCAGAUUGACUUGCGCUUCUCCUGCUGAAGAUGGCCCACCUUGCCAAAGCCGCUGCGUCGCAAGGGCUUGCAGGGAACUCUUUCUUGAGGGGGGCAACUCCCAAGAUCAAUUCAGCUGCCUCUCGGUCCCCUUGUUCGGGUUGCGGAGGGGGCCCAUUGUUGAGGCGGCAGCAACCCCUCCAGAAGAGCCUGUUUGGUGAGGGUUUGGUUCAUAACACAGCUUUUGGAGAGGGCAGCCGGGUAAGAGAGAACAAUGGGGGGGCCACCUGCCAGUCUCAUGAGGGGGACGGGGCGAGAUCCAUGGCUGGGGACUUCCAGGGAGACUCAUCCGUGCGGAAUUCAUUUGGCAAUGAGUGUACAAUAAUCAAGACUUUCAGACAAGAAUUGGAAACAAAGGAAGACUAUCAAAGGCUGCGGUGUAGUCUCACGGAGCUGGAAGAGGACUUGGACCGGCUGGUCAAAGCAGAAAAGUAUGAGGAGGCCAUAGAGUUGCGGGACCGUGUGCGCAUGCUUGCGCUGCAGAAGCGCAUGAUGGAGAUUUCUGUGCAGCCCCAGACCAUGUACCGGAUUGGGGAUGUCAUCGUGCACAAGAAAUAUGGCUACCGAGGUGUCAUUUAUGGGCACGAUCUCGAGUGCUCUGCGCCCGAGGGCUGGCAACAGCAAAUGAAGAUCGACUCGCUCCCUGAGGGGCGCAAGCAGCCGUUCUACCACGUGCUCGUGGACGUCCGUGACCGCCCCGGGGGUAUGUCGACGUAUGUCGCACAGGAAAACAUGUCAGUGCAGCCCACGCCGCGGCCGGUCCUGCACCCAUGGACAAACAUGUUCUUCACCAGCUUCGAUGACGGUCAAUACCUGCCGACAAAGAAGCUCAGGAGCAUCUAUCCCGACGAUUGGUAGGCGGACUUUGAUCCGGUCUAUUGUAACAUUCGCAUUUCCUACAGUUUGCGAUUGCACUAGUCAGCUGUUGUAAGAUAAAAUGGGGAGGGGAGGUGGGGUUUACUGCCAAGCGGUCAAAGUUGGGUUUUCGAGGUACUUGCACCUUGUUUCUGUUUGCAUAGUAGACUUAGGAGCCACUAGACGAGAAUGUUGUCUAGGUCUGGAGAACGAUCUAUCAUAGAAAGGAUGUAGCUUCUAUACAUCAUAGCCACAUACUGAAACGAGAAAAACACUAACGUACACUGUGGUGUGUUGAACUAGAGCCUGGACGCAUGCUGCUUGUAGUCACAAGCAACAUAAGGUCCAAUCAAUUUGCCGUGGUUUCAUCAUUGAAU